This is a messenger RNA of Mercenaria mercenaria, 6896 nucleotides long. RefSeq lists its product as uncharacterized. Bases 37 to 5232 code for a protein of 1731 amino acids. NCBI's taxonomy places the organism in Eukaryota, Metazoa, Mollusca, Bivalvia, Venerida, Veneridae. Gene Ontology annotation, biological process: carbohydrate metabolic process; glycosaminoglycan metabolic process; ganglioside catabolic process. The transcript is spliced from 21 exons. The record is from RefSeq and is a predicted model, not a curated record. Gene Ontology annotation, cellular component: membrane. Gene Ontology annotation, molecular function: polysaccharide binding; beta-N-acetylhexosaminidase activity.
GCAAGUUAUUAGGCCAUUGUAGGAUCGCUUAGACACAUGUCGGAUACUUAUUGGAUCACAAUGCGGAUAUUCUACAUUUUUCUCGUCUUUACGGCAAGGGUUGCUGUAAAUGCCUCUCCACUUACACAAGAACAAUUAGACACACUUGCCAACACCAUGAACAUUACAGUGAAAAUGCUGAAUAAUCUACGAGAUAAUGAAAUACCACACACUUUAAGAAUAUACGUAAAGAAUGUCGGCAACGAAUAUAUCCCGGCUUCAGGAUGGCGUCUGUAUUUUCACAGCAUGUAUCUUUUGUAUCCAGAUAUUUUUCCAAAGAACAAGUCAGUUCAAUUAGAAAUCGAAAAUGUUAAUAUUGGCAUGAUUCAGGGGGAUUUAUAUUAUCUUGAACCCUGUAGAGGGUUUGUGAAGAUACUACCUAAUGAAGAACGGGAAUAUGACAUCACUGCCGCAUGGUGGUCGAUCUCUAGAACUGACUUCAUGCCUAACUGGUAUAUAGUGUCUAAGGAUUCCUCCAUCAAACCGCGGAUAGUGAGUUCAACCAAAGAUUUAGAGUUGAAAUUUGUAGAACCCUUUCAUGAUGUCCGACAGUGGAAGAGGUUCGCUGCAGAUAGGUAUAAUCCAUUUUCAGCCCAAGAAAGAUUGAAAAGAAUCUUGGUUAAAGACAAGAAAAGGGUAGAAAAGCUAGUCAUACCAACACCUUUAAAUAUCGAGAUAAAAGACAAAGGAACUAUAGACAAUGUUAACAAUUCCUGGACAAUAUUCUCGGCAAUUAUCGAAUACACACCUGUUGCCGUUUAUUUGAGAGACGUACUAAAGAUUGGCAUUGCUACUGCACAACAAACCAAGAAUGUUAUAAUCCUAAAUACCACAGACGUGUCACCAACUCCAGAAUCCUACACAUUGCGUGUAGACGCAAAGAAUAGUAUCAUUUAUCUUAAUGGCAAGGAUUUGGAUGGGGUUUUCUAUGCAGCCCAGUCACUGAGGAGUAUACUAGAUGGUUAUAAUAGAAGAGAUAUACCAGAAAUUAUGAUAUAUGAUGAGCCAAGAUUUCACUAUAGGGGCAUGCAUAUUGAUGUAGCCAGAAAUUUCCAUCCUGUAAGUGAUAUUAAGAGGCUUAUCAGGUCAAUGGCAAUGUAUAAAAUGAACAAGCUACAUCUUCAUUUAUCCGACGACGAGGGAUGGAGACUGGAAAUACCCGGUCUACCUGAGCUCACAGAGAUUGGAGGCCGAAGAUGUCAUGAUAUCACUGAAAGAACAUGCAUCAUACCUCAGUUUGGAUCCGGACCAUCAAAUUCAACCCCUGGGUCAGGCUUCUUUUCAACAACAGAGUACAAAGAGUUACUUCGAUUUGCUGAAACUCAUCAUAUACAAAUCAUUCCAGAAUUUGACAUGCCAGGCCAUGCUCAUGCUGCCAUUGCAUCGAUGGAGGAACGCUACCGAAGAUAUCACGUGGCGGGAAAUGAAAACGAGGCUUCUAAAUACAGACUCGUUGACCCUUAUGAUAAAUCAGAAUAUUUUUCAGUCCAGCAAUGGCUUGAUAAUGCUAUUAAUCCGUGCGUCGAUUCGGUUUAUACGUUCAUAGGAAAGGUGAUGGAUGAAGUAAUUGAGCUACACAAAGAAAUUCAACCACUCGAAAUUUACAAUUUUGGGGGAGAUGAGGUUGCAAACCAUGCCUGGGAAAAAUCACCAAAAUGUACAGAAUUGAUCAAUAACCAUCCACAGUAUAAAGAUACGAAAGACAUCAAGUUGUAUUUUGCUGAAAGGGUAGCCACGUUGGCUGCAGAAAGAAAUUUAAGCCUUGUUGGAUGGGAAGAUGGGUUUGCAGAUGGUCAACAUAUCCCAAUACAGUCGCACGACCUUAAAACGAGGAAUAACAUUGCAAUUCAGGCGAAUACAAUUUGGGAACUGGGAGGAGGCUCACAGGCUUAUAAACUAGCAAAUGCCGGGUAUAAGGUAAUUUUAGGACCAGCUACAGUUUUAUACUUUGACCACCCACAAGAACCAGAUCCAGAAGAACGCGGCUUGUACUGGGCUACACGAUUUACUGAUACUCUUGAAGUUUUAAAGUUCAUGCCAGACUCUUUGUAUGAUAAUAUAUUUGAAGAAAGAAGUGGAAAGCCAAUUACAAAGAUCGACAUCUGUGGUCGAAAUUUUGAGAAGUGUGAAACUCUACAAAAGAAGGAAAAUAUAAUUGGUAUACAAGGGCAGAUGUUUAGUGAGACGAUACGUACUAGCAAAAAUAUUGACUACAUGAUUUAUCCUCGACUUAUCGCGCUUGCUGAAAGAGCAUGGCAUAAAGCCGUCUUUGAAGACGAUUCCUUUUCGGAAGAAGAGAGAGAAAAUAAAUUAAGUCAAGAAUGGGAGGCUUUCGCUAACACCCUUGGAUAUAAAGAGUUGAAAAGAUUAGAUGAUAUAGGCGUGCAGUACAGGGUUCCACCACCCGGUGCAAGAGUAGACAGGAAUGGAGAAAUUGAGAUAGCGACAACAUUUCCUGGACUUUGUGUACAGUAUAGUUAUGACAAUGGAAUGACGUGGUUAAAUGUUACCGUAGAACAUAAUAUACACUGGCAGGAUAAUUCAAGUCUCUAUCUAAGGACAGUGUCAGCCAACACAGAGAGAUUUAGCAGAGUGGUUCAGGUGUUAAAGGAUGAACCACCUCAAUGGUCGGACCAGUCAUUAAUAGAUUAUAUUGCGGACAACAUUAAUGUACACGUUGAAGUUAUAGAUAAUCUGGAGAAAGAAGAUAAAUUUUUACCAGUAAAGCUGCAGCUUCGAAAUGAUGGAAGUAUAAAUGUCCCUGGAGGGACAUGGAGGAUUUAUUUCUACAGUCUUUAUGGAUCCAAGAGCGAAUCAUUAUCAUGUGGUUUAAAGGUUGGACACGAAAACGGGGUACUGUAUUAUUUCACACCUGAUUUGAUUAAUUUUCCGGGUAUAGCACCUGGAAAAAUAUUAUCUUGUUUGUAUCACAACAAAUACUUUCUGUCAGCACGUUCAGACAUGAUGCCAAACUGGUAUGUAACGUCGCUGGGAAUGAAAGCAAAAGUACUGAAAAGCACGGAAAGUCAAAGCUUGGACUAUGUUGGAAAAUUUGAUACUCCUGCUAAAUGGAAAAGAGCAAAGGAGGACUUGUAUGAUCCUUAUUCUCCCGAAACAAGAUAUGAUCUUUAUGAAACUACAGACACCAAAGAAAGGCCGCACAUAGUUGUACCAACGCCCGUAAACAUCACGAAAAAUGAAGGCUCAAGAAUAACAUUUAGCUCAACGGAGUGGAAGAUCGUUGAAUCUAGUGAUUUUCGUUUUGAAGCAGAAUACUUAGCAGUCAAGCUUAAUACAUCCAUUAUAAAAACGGGGCAAAUUAACAAACUCGUUAAAUUCGUAAAAGAAGAUUCUAGCGAAAAACAUCUAGAAGCAUACAAUUUAGACAUCAACGGAAAGACACAUACAAUUACAAUUACUGCUCAAAGCUCAGCUGGAGCUUUCUAUGGGGCUCAGUCUUUGAUCAGUCUGGUUGAAGGUGACGGUGGAACGUUGGAAGUAUUAAGCAUUAAAGACAAACCAAGAUACAGCUAUAGGGGUGUUAUGCUCGAUACCGCCCGAAAUUUUAAGCCAAAAGAAUGGAUAUUACACUUCCUGGAUAUCAUGGCAAUGUACAAACUGAAUAAACUUCAUUUCCAUCUCACAGAUAACGAAGGAUGGAGGUUAGAAAUACCAGCUAUACCAGAAUUAAUACAGAUUGGUAGCAAGAGAUGCCACAGCGAUUACAAGGGUAUCUGCACAAUUCCACAGCUUGGAUCUGGACCAGAUACAACUACGUCCGGUUCCGGAUUUUACAGCGCAGAAGACUACAGAGAAAUACUUAAAUAUGCAAAUGAUAGACAUAUUGAAGUUAUACCGGAAAUUGAGACUCCUGGACACGCGGCAUCCGCGAUAUCUGCGAUGGAAUAUAGAGAUUUUGAAAUAAUGAGAAGAGAACAACAUAAAAGCCCACAUAUACCAGAAUCAUAUCUGCUCAGUAAAUAUAUUGACAAGAAUAUAAUAUACAGCUCACAGAAAUGGUCCAUGCACGCGAUUGAUCCAUGCUUGAACACCACAUAUAGAUUUGUAGAGACUGUAAUUGAUGGGCUGAUAGACCUUCAUCAACCAGUCCAGCCUCUUUCAAUAGUUCAUCUUGGAGGUGAUGAAGUUCCUUCCGGUGUGUGGGAUACCUCCAAAGCUUGCGUAGAUACGCUUGCACCAGGGCAACAAAUUAAUACAAAUCAACUGAAGCGAAUGUUUCUGAAGCGUGUUGCGAGCAUUGUUGCUGACAAGGGUUUAAAACUUGCCUCGUGGGAUGAUGGUAUAUAUGGCGAUGACAAACCGAAUCCCAUUACAGACUAUAAAUCUGAAGUUUACGUCUAUCCGUGGGAUAAUCGUGGUAUAAAUACAAAGCGUCCGUCAGAAUUUGCAGACGCAGGGUAUAAGGUAGUUCUUCCGUUAGCCACGCAUUUAUACUUUGACCAUGCUCAAGGUCCUGACCCUGAGGAGAGGGGUCUUUAUUGGGCAACACGCUUUAUAGACACACACAAAGUAUUUGGUUUAAUGCCCGAUGAUCUGUACGCCAACAUCGACGUUGACCGUUAUGGACGAAAAAUUGAUAUGAAAAGUAUAUGUGGAAACAAACCAUGUCCAACAGUUAAUAAAACGGAUAAUAUUGUUGGUAUUGAGGCCUGCAUGUUCUCAGAAACAAUGCGAACUCGAGACCAGUUUCAUUACAUGGCUUUUCCAAGACUGCUCGCUCUUGCGGAACGUGCCUGGCAUAAAGCACCAUGGGAAGACAAUUCAGAUGUUUACAAAAGAAAUGCUGAGCGUGACAGGGAUUGGGAAGAAUUUUCGAAUAAUCUUGGAUACAAGGAACUAUCAAGACUUGAGAAAUAUGGUUGCUAUUACAGAAUACCGCCGCCUGGUGCAAAAGUUGAAGAUGAAGUUCUGAAAGUGAACACUAAAUACGCCAAUCUUCUAGUUGAAGUAAGCAGGGACAGUGGAAAAACGUGGAAUGUUUACAAGGCAACAAAAAUAAAUCUCGGAUCUAACAAAAUCCUAUUAAGAACAAAAUCAAGAACGUCUGGGGUUACGAGCAGACCUAUUCAGGUUUCUUUGACAAACGUUUCUGCUGCAGCUAAACUUUCCAGUUGUACCCCUGCAGUGUUAUUGUCUUUGUUGUACUUUAAUAUUAUGAUCCGAUAUUUGUGAACUUGAUUAAUGAUCACUUAUUGUUUUAACCAGCAAGUCCGAAACAGGUUUUUUAUUCUAGAGGUCUCGGGCAUUGAAGUAGAAACGUCUUAGUUUUGAUGUCAUUUUGAUUCGGUUUAUUUUUUUUAAAAAUUGAUACAGUCGACAUCGUACUUGCGACCACCUCUAUUAAGCGAUCUUUGUAUUAAACGACCAGCCAAAAGCCCUCCCGAACGUUUUCAGUAUAUAUAUUCAUUCCAUUAAACGACUCUUUUAUUAAACGACUAGCGACCACAUUAAUGUAGUCCCAACAGGUAAAAUAUUCGACAAAAAUAUCUAUUAAGCGACCGGGUACCAAAAUUCUACUGGGCAUUUCUUCAUCUGUGUUAUUAGCGAGUACGUUUUGCACGUGACUGAAUGCAAUUAACCUUUGUAUCAGUCAAACUAACAAACAAUCUAGCUAUAAUUUUCAUGGUGUGUGGACUUGAAAAAGUGUUCACGAUCACAGUUAAAACAGAUUUUAAAACCAUACAUGUAUGUUCAUAAUAAAUACAGUUACAUUAACAGUUUUUACAAAUAACUUUCCUUUUCAUCUGACUGAAAUUCAUUAAGAGACCUUUCCAUUAAGAGACCACUUCUUAGCAGUCCCUUGGGUGGUCUCUUAAUACAAUGUCGACUGUAUUAAAAAACGAUACGUAAGAGAUAUGUCUAUGUAUGCUUAAAUAUUUUAGAAAUUUCUUAUAGAUCCGAAGACAAAUGAAGUCCAAAUGUGUGUUUCAGCACAUACGUGUUUUCUUAAAUGUUUUCUUGGACACAGAAUACUUUCAUCAUAUUUAUGUAAAUUAUGAAUAUUGUAUAAAAUUAAUCGUUAUAGCAAAAUAUAUACUAUUUUAAUUUAGUUUAUUGUAGAAUAAACUGUCUGUAAAAAUUGAAAAUCGAAAAGAGAAUUUAACACUUACAUGACAGGCUUUGACACAAGUUUGGUUACUCAUUCGAUGAUCAAAUAAGGAGAAAAAAAUACACCUAAAGUACUAAAAAAACAACAAUCUGCUGCGAUGGCAAAAUAGGAAUCAACUAUAUUAAUAUUGAAUUAAAUCAUGUGAUGUAAAGACUGACCAAACUAAUUUCGUGAAACAAUUAAAAUAAAUUCAGAUGUUUUAUUUAAUGAUCUGAUUUACAUUUGGUCAUUUUUGAUAUAAAUCUUGAUUUAACCAUUUUUGAAAUGUAUUUUUUGUGUUUAUUGGUAAUCAAGGAAGUACAGUGAAAUUUUGUAUCAGACAUAGACUAGAUCCUAGAAUGUGAUAUAUCUUUUUUACAGUUACAGUCUAUAUCCUAUGUUUAAUAUUCAUAGUCUGAUAAAUUUAACAUCGUUUCUCUGAAAAAAAUCUCUAGAAUAGACUGGAUUUUGACUCUUCGAAAUUGAAAUAAACAAACAAGGAAAAGCUGUAGUAAUAUCUUUAUUAUCAGUGCAGUAGCUAGUCUGAUACUUUUAACCGAUUGUUCCUCUAAAAAAAUCUCUAGGAUAGACUGGCGUUUGACUCUUCAAAAUUGAAAUAAACAAACAAGGAAAAGCUGUAGAAAUAUUAUUAUUAUCAGCGUAGUAGCUAGUCUGAUACAUUUGACAUUGUUCCUCUAAGAAAGUCUCUAAAAUAGACUGGUUUUUGACUGUACGAAAUUGAAUAACA